UUAAAGCAUUCGGUUUGAAAUCUAGGCCCUGGGAAAGUUGGAGGUUCGUCUCCGUUCUCUAUUUCUCAUGAAACCUUGUGCAACUGAGUUAGCAACCCUAAUAAGCCGAGCUCUGAUCUCCGCCUCGAAUCGUACGAAACCUACUCGGACAUGGACUCCUUCGCUGGAGCAGACGCUCCACCGGCUCGGUUGCCGCGAUUCGCUCACUCCACCACUUGUAGCUCGAGUCAUAGAUCCCUUCCUCCUCACCCACCACUCACUUGCACUCGGUUUCUUCAACUGGGCCUCUCAACAACCUGGGUUCUCCCACACUUCUCUCACCUACCAAUCAGUCCUCAAGUCUCUCUCUCUUUCUCGCCAGUUCAAUGCCAUUGAUACUCUCUUAAAGCAAGUCAGAGCCCAGAAGAUUAAUCUAAGUUCUUCGGUUUACCGUUCGCUGAUUGCUUCAUUGAUCAUAGGAAAGAAGACCUACAAUGCCUUUUUGGUAUUUAGCGAAGCAAGCUCGGUGAUUCCAGAAAUUGGUUCUGAAGUAUGUAAUUCUCUUUUGGCUGCUCUUGCUUCUGAUGGGUUUUUGGAAUAUGCAGAAACGGUGUUCAAUAAAAUGGUUGUUAAAGGUGUUUCUUUUAACACUCUUGGGUUUGGUGUGUUUAUAUGGAGGUUUAGUAAAAAUUUUGAGAUUGAUAGAGUGUUAAGCAAGUUGGAUGAGGUCAGGAGAGGUAAUUCAGAGAUUAACGGAUCGAUUAUUGCGGUUUUGAUUGUUCACGGGCUUUGUCAGGCGUUGAAAGUGUCGGAGGCUAAUUGGGUUUUGGAUGAGCUGAGGAUUAGGGACUGCAAACCUGAUUUCAUGGCGUAUAGGAUUGUCACGGAAGGGUUUAGGGCAAUAGGAAGUGUGGUUGAUACUGAGAAGGUUUUGAAGAAGAAGAGAAAGCUUGGGGUAGCUCCCAGGGCUGGUGAUUAUAGAGAGUUCAUAUUUGCGCUGGUUUCAGAAAGACGGAUCUGGGAAGCGAAAGAAUUGGGUGAAGUGAUUGUUGGUGGGAAUUUCCCAAUCGAGGAUGACGUGCUUAAUGUGUUAACAGGAUCAGUUUCAGCCGUCGAUCCCGAUUCUGCCAUUGUGUUUUUCAAGUUCAUGGUUGGAAAAGAGAGAUUUCCUACACUUUUGACUUUGACCAAUUUGAAUAGGAAUCUUUGCAAGCAUGGGAAGAGUGAUGAGUUGUUGGAAAUUUUGCGCCUUCUGUCUCUUAAUGAUUACUUUAAAGAUGUAGAGAGUUACAAUGUGAUGGUUUCAUUCUUGUGCAAGGCUGGCAGGGUCAGAGAAGCCUAUGGGGUUCUUCAGGAGAUGAAGAAGAAAGGAUUCGGACCAGAUGUCUCAUCUUAUAACUCUCUGAUGGAAGCGUGCUGUCGGGAAGAUCUAUUGCGUCCUGCUAGAAAGCUGUGGGAUGAGAUGUUUGCAAGCGGGUGUGGCGGGAAUUUAAAAACUUACAACAUUCUAAUUCAGAAGUUCUCAGAAAUAGGUCAAGUAGAGGAGGCUCAGAGGCUCUUUCACCACAUGCUGGAGAAAGGAGUGGUACCCGAUGCUACAACUUACACGUCCCUCAUUGGAGGCCUCUGUAGAGAAACAGAGUUAGAAGCUGCCCUUAAAGUCUUCAACAAGUCUGUUAAACAGGAUGUGGUUCUUGCACAAACCAUAUUGAGUACAUUUGUUCUAUCUUUAUGCAAAGACGGUCAUUUUAUAGCUGCUUCUAAGUUGCUCCGUGAUCUCACCUGUGAUAUAGGACAUUCAGACUCCCAUAUAAUUUUGCUAAAAUGUCUGGCUGAUUCUAGAGAGUUUCCCAUUGCCAUUGAGCACAUAAAAUGGGUCGAAAAAUCUUCCCCUUCAACGUUGCAAGUAAUAUAUGCUGAACUUUCGGUAUCACUUUCUUCAAAAUCAGAGCCAAUUUUACAGUUGCUUCAAACAAUACCGGAAUGUCUAAUAUACCGCGAUGAUGAUACUUGGAAGACUCUCUGAAUGUGAGGCUUGAAGAUUAAUGCCCCAUUCUAUUGGGGAUUCAUUCGGAGUGAAAAAGUCUGGCUCCAUCUUUUCCCCUUCUCCCUUCCGAUUAUUACAUAGGUCUCUAUCAUCCGUAGAACUGGAAGGCUAAUAACAAAAAUGUUGCAAUUACAAAAGGAAAUACCUGUAGACAUUGUGGAUAGCAUUCUGUAAUUUGUUACCUGCUGUUUGACGCUCCGAAAAUAGUGUGUUAUUACACAAACAGCCGAAGCCACUGAUGCGCCAAACGCGGUGUCAAUCGUCCUCAAUAUUCAUGGAUCCGUUUGUAAUCUGAUGAGGAAAAAGUAGAACAUGGACCAAACGCUGAAACCUCUGAUGGGCAACAUUGCUCUUGUAAAUCAUGAACUCUGGCCUCUAAAUGGACCGUGUAUGAUAACACCCUCGUCAAUCAUAUGCAAUCCAUAUAAAUAUACUGUUGUAUUCUUUGUAA
Carya illinoinensis is the source of this 2477-nucleotide messenger RNA. Its product is annotated as pentatricopeptide repeat-containing protein At5g14080. Lineage: Eukaryota; Viridiplantae; Streptophyta; Magnoliopsida; Fagales; Juglandaceae. Gene Ontology annotation, molecular function: protein binding. The transcript has 2 exons. The record is from RefSeq and is a predicted model, not a curated record. The coding region runs from base 68 to 2005 and encodes 645 amino acids.